Messenger RNA from Lodderomyces beijingensis, 1254 nucleotides. NCBI's taxonomy places the organism in Eukaryota, Fungi, Ascomycota, Pichiomycetes, Serinales, Debaryomycetaceae. The record is from the annotation of a GenBank genome assembly.
AUGGCCACUCCUGCUUGCCCCGAACCGUUUGUCGACCAUGAACUAUCGAUCAACUUAGACUCCACGUUUGCCUUUGAAGGUCCAGAAAAGUUGUUGGAGAUUUGGUUUUGGAAGUCGGAGAGUGUCUUGCCCGAGAGCGCACCAGUGGGAGGUUUGCGCUCUAUCGCGAGAGAGUCUUGGGCCAAGAUGUUGGACUUGGUCAGCUGCAAGAUCUUGUCCAUGAAAUCGUCCAGGUACAUGGACGCGUACUUGUUGAGUGAAUCGUCGUUGUUUGUGUUCCCACACAAGUUGAUCUUGAAAACGUGCGGUACCACCACUACGCUAGCAUGCUUGGAGGAGUUGUUCACAAUGGCGCAGUCCAUCUGCGCAAUGGGCAGCAAGGAAAUCUACCGAGUCUUCUACUCAAGAAGAUCUUUCAUGUUCCCCGAGAAACAGAUCCACGUGCACAAGGACUGGAAACACGAGGUGUCGUUGUUGAACCAGCACUUUAGCUUGGGCAAGUCCUACGUCGUGGGCAACUUUGACAGCGACGACCAUUGGUAUCUUUAUGUAGGAGGAGAAGAGCAAGACCACCCUCUGGCUGGCAGCAGCGCAGACCAGACUUUUGAAAUAUUGAUGACUGAGUUGGACCCGGAGUGUGCGUCCAAGUUUAUCUACUCGAGAAAACCAGGUGACGAUAUUGGCGAGCAGGAUGAUUUGGGACACGAGCUAGGCUGGGAAACCAUGAUGGAGACAGAGUUGGACACGGUUUUCCAAUCGCCAAGGGUCAAUACUCAUUUGCCUUCGCCUUCGUUGUCGGACGUUUCCGAAGACGAGGACUGCAUGGAUUGCAAGACUGACGACAACUGCCUCCAGGCUAGCGCCAAUUUUGAGUUCAUCAACGAUGCCUUUGCAUUUACUCCCUGUGGCUACUCUUCCAACUCCAUCUGUUCCAACGUUGCCGGUGGGUACUACUACACGCUCCACAUAACUCCCGAGUCGGGCUGGAGCUACGCGUCGUUUGAAACCAACUACCCCUUUAACGAAACAGUGGACGUGAUCACAGUCUUGACCAAAGUGUUGAAGAUUUUCAAGCCAAAGAAGUUUUCCUUGACCUUGAUUGAGGAGAUUUCGGAUGAGCAGCACUUGACUGGAAAGCAGUUGGUUGGGUGCGACUUGAUCUUGAAGGAAUUGGGCUACAAAAGGAAUGAAAAGGCGGUGUACGAUUUGAAAAAUGAGUACAACUUGUUGUACAUGAAUUUUCGAAGUGGAUAG